GCUUGCUGUUAUUUCAUUAUUAUUCUCGACUGCUGUUGUGCUUGGCUGUUUGUUCGUAGGUGAGACGGGCAUGGGCGCGAUUCCGACGCUGCGCCGCCUUCGGAAUCGUAUCUGCCCCGCGAUUCAGGUACCCCCACUUCGCUGCAAGCCAUCACCUCUGCUGCAGGGUAGAAAGAAGCUGGGAUUAAUAUAUAGCAAGCCUCGUCUGUUUCUAGUCUUGGAACAAACACUUGGGUUAUUACAUAGUGUAUCCAUGUAUUCACGAGUUACCACUUGGCAACCACCUACUACGCUAUCUAUCAUUACCUACUAUAUGACCGUCGUCAACAGGGUAUUAAACGUGGCGCGGCCUAUGAACCGUCGUCCAAACGCCGAGCAUGAGCUAUACGCUCUAUAAAUGCUGUCAUCAUCAUAACCAUGCAAAGCCCAGCUUCUACAUGUCCCAAAAUACUAUGCAUCAGAAUACC
Cucurbitaria berberidis CBS 394.84 is the source of this 467-nucleotide messenger RNA. RefSeq lists its product as uncharacterized. The transcript has a single exon. Lineage: Eukaryota; Fungi; Ascomycota; Dothideomycetes; Pleosporales; Cucurbitariaceae. The coding region runs from base 71 to 397 and encodes 108 amino acids. The record is from RefSeq and is a predicted model, not a curated record.